Molecule: messenger RNA, 3865 nt
Organism: Cornus florida
Lineage: Eukaryota; Viridiplantae; Streptophyta; Magnoliopsida; Cornales; Cornaceae
Exons: 25
Coding region: 388-3486 (1032 amino acids)
Cellular component (GO): mitochondrial outer membrane
Molecular function (GO): ATP hydrolysis activity; ATP binding
Source: RefSeq, a predicted model, not a curated record
GAAUUUGGGGCUAGGAAUCGAGGGUUACGGCCCAUCACGCUUCAUCAUGUCCAAAGUUUUAAUACAACUCUCGCCGUUCCAGACUCAGCUCCAAAUGUUUCAGUAGAACGUGGAAGAACACAUAUCCUCAUUUCCUCUCUCUCUAUCUCUCUGUGUUCAAAACGGUUUUCUCGCACCUUCUCUCGUUCCUCCAUUUGCGGGCGUCCUGAGAAAUAUCUCUCUGUGUGUUACUCUUCUAGACUCUACGCAAUGGACAGUUUCGAAUCUGAGCUUCUCUGGUGCUGAAUUUGUAUGAAAGACCCAGUCUCUCUCACGGGCCUUGAAUCAUUCUAGGGCUUGACAGGACAAAUCGAGCAAAGGUAUCUACUGCUGACGUAAGAAAUUGCAAUGUAUGGAAGGAAAUUAAAGUGUAAAAAUCAUAAAUGGGAUCUUGUGGUCCAACCAUGCAAAUAUUUGAUUAGUUCGAACUCCCGAAAUUAUGAUUACUCUCCAUUUUUGAGCCAUACAAGAAUAGCAGGGAACAGUUCUUCUCGAGAUAGUUUGAUCAAAAGAUAUCUAUCAGAUUCUUUCUCAUCAAGGGUUGUUGCCUCUGAUAAUAGGCAUACAAGGUUGCGUGGGAGGUCUAGUGCAAGUUGGAAGAGUAGCUGUUCGCGGUUUUAUAGCUCUCAAGGUGAUGGUAGGAAUGCAGGUGAGGAUAAACAUAUACCUGUGAAAGAUGGUUCUAACUUCGAUAAGGGGAAGAAUCGAAGGGAAAAGGUAAGUGAAAAUGUGAGGUACUCCGAUGCACAUGCUCGACUAGGGGAGCAAGAUCAGAAGGAAUGGCUCAAGAAUGAGAAACUGUCUAUUGAGUAUAAAAAGAAGGAAUCACCUUUUCUGACUAGACGGGAAAAGUUUAAAAAUGAAUUCCUAAGGAGGGUUGUUCCAUGGGAGAAAAUAACUGUUUCAUGGGAAACAUUUCCCUACUACAUUCACGAACACACAAAAAACCUUUUGGUUGAAUGUGCUGCUUCCCAUUUGAAACAUAAGAAGUUUACUGCAUCUUAUGGUGCCCGUUUGACUUCAUCAAGUGGAAGAAUUCUGCUUCAGAGUAUUCCAGGUACUGAGCUUUAUCGAGAAAGAUUAGUCAGAGCGCUUGCACGGGAUUUACAAGUUCCUUUAAUGGUGCUCGAUAGCAGUGUGUUAGCUCCUUAUGAUUUUAGUGAAAUUUGCUCAUCUGAAAGUGAGUCAGAUGAGGAUAAUGCGGAAUCAGUGGAAGAAUGUACCUCAGAGUCAGAGGUUGAGAAUGAGAAUGAGAAUGAUGCAAGUAAUGAGGAAGAGUGGACAAGCAGUAAUGAAGCAAAAUCAGAUGGCAGUGAUGAUGAUGAAGCUUAUAUGAAGGCCUCUGCUGAAGCUCUGAAGAAGCUUGUUCCAUACAACCUUGAAGAGUUUGAGAAGAGAGUCUCUGGAGAAUCUGAAAGUUCCUCGGAAUCAUCAAAGUCGGAGGCUGUUGAGGAUUCUGAUAAACAGAAGAGGCCGCUUAAGAGAGGGGAUCGGGUGAAAUACAUUGGUCCUUCUCUAUGCAUUGAAGCUGAUAACAGGGUUGGACUGGGGAAGAUACCAACUUCUGAUGGCCCAACAAAUGCUUAUACCAUUAUACGUAGCAGGUCUUUGUCAAGUGGUCAACGUGGGGAGGUUUAUGAGUUGAAUGGGGACCGAGUUGCUGUUAUUCUGGAUAUUGGUGAAAAUAGAGAUGGAGAGAAGGAUGAAAAAGUUGCAGAGCAAGCUGCAAAACCAUCAGUAUAUUGGAUUCAUGUUAAGUACGUUGAGCAUGAUCUUGAUACUCAGGCAGAAGACUGUUAUAUCGCAAUGGAGGCUUUGAGUGAGGUUUUGCGUUCUAAGCAACCUCUUAUUGUCUAUUUUCCGGACUCUUCUCUAUGGUUAUCAAGGGCUGUUUCCAAGUCAAAUCGUAAAGAGUUUGUCCAUAAGGUGCAGGAAAUGUUUGACCAGUUAUCAGAACGUGUGGUAUUAAUUUGUGGACAGAACAAAGCUGAAGGAGGGUCAAAAGAGAGAGAGAAUUUUACAAUGAUUCUUCCGAAUUUGGGUCGCUUGGCAAAGUUGCCUCUUCCUUUGAGGCGACUUACAGAUGGGCUGAGAGCAACAAAGAGAUCGGAGGAUAAUGAGAUCGAUAAGCUCUUCAAUAACGUUAUUUGCAUACAUCCCCCAAAGGAGGAUGAUUUCCUUAGGACAUUCAAUAAGCAGGUUGAAGAUGACAGGAAAAUUGUAAUAUCAAGGAGCAAUUUAAGUGAGCUACACAAGGUUCUCGAGGAACACGAGCUAUCCUGCGCAGACCUGUUGCAUGUAAAUACUGAUGAUGUGAUACUGACAAAGUCGAAAGCUGAGAAAGUAGUUGGCUGGGCUAAAAAUCAUUACUUAUCGUCAUGUCUCCUUCCUUCCAUAAAAGGGGAAAGAUUAUCUAUGCCUCGUGAAAGCCUUGAAGUUGCAAUUUUAAGACUGAAGGAGCAGGAAACAAUAUCCAGGAAGCCCUCACAAAAUUUGAAGAAUAUUGCUAAGGACGAGUAUGAGAGCAACUUUGUUUCAGCAGUUGUUUCUCCGGGCGAAAUUGGUGUCAAGUUUGAUGAUAUUGGCGCUCUUGAAGAUGUGAAAAGGGCACUAAACGAACUUGUCAUUCUCCCAAUGAGGAGACCUGAGCUUUUCUCUCAUGGGAAUCUGCUGCGGCCUUGCAAAGGGAUAUUACUUUUUGGGCCUCCUGGAACUGGAAAAACUCUUCUUGCCAAGGCACUUGCAACAGAAGCUGGGGCGAAUUUUAUUAGCAUAACUGGUUCUACACUUACAUCUAAGUGGUUUGGAGAUGCCGAAAAGCUUACCAAGGCUCUCUUCUCCUUUGCCAGUAAAUUGUCUCCAGUAAUUAUUUUUGUGGAUGAGGUUGACAGUUUGCUUGGUGCUCGUGGUGGUUCUUUUGAGCAUGAGGCAACUAGAAGAAUGCGAAAUGAGUUCAUGGCAGCUUGGGAUGGAUUGAGGUCAAAAGACAGCCAAAGAAUCCUCAUCCUUGGUGCCACAAAUCGCCCAUUUGACCUUGAUGAUGCUGUCAUUCGUCGGUUGCCAAGAAGGAUAUACGUGGAUCUACCAGAUGCUGGAAAUCGUGUGAAGAUACUUCGAAUAUUUCUUGCUCAAGAAAAACUGGAACCUGGCUUUCAGUUUGACGAUCUUGCAAAUGCAACUGAAGGAUAUUCCGGGAGUGAUUUGAAGAACCUCUGUAUUGCAGCUGCAUAUAGACCUGUCCAAGAACUUUUAGAGGAAGAGAAGAAGGGAGAUAGAAAUGAGGUGGCUCCAGCGUUGAGACCACUCUCUUUGGAUGAUUUCAUUCAGUCCAAGGCCAAGGUGGGGCCAUCAAUUGCAUAUGAUGCAACAAGCAUGAAUGAACUGAGGAAGUGGAAUGAGCAAUAUGGAGAAGGCGGAAGCAGGAGAAAAUCACCAUUUGGAUUUUGAAACGACUAAUAUCGCGAAAAUUACUUUUAGAAUUAGUUUCAUUCUUUAGAAAAAGAGCAGCAUACAGCCCAAGGGACAGUGUACUACUAGGAGAAUCCCUCUUUCAUCAUUUUUAAUUACUGAGAAGACAGAAAAGACCUUGUCAUAUGAUAUUUUUGUAUUGUAGUUGUCAUCACUGACUUUAGAAGAAGGUUAAUUAUGAUGAUGUAUAUCAGUUCUAAUAAUGUAAUAAUGGUUUUCUUUUUAUUGUUGGAGCUAUUUCCGUGCUCCGGAUUUUUGGUCUCAUAUAUACACACAGUAUCAUCUUUGACAUUCUUGUGGAACAGAGAUUCUUUGUUUUACUUGAUGAUAUAUGGCAUUGAUACGGAUGUUGUUUCGA